Messenger RNA from Porites lobata, 9652 nucleotides. The record is from the annotation of a GenBank genome assembly. NCBI's taxonomy places the organism in Eukaryota, Metazoa, Cnidaria, Anthozoa, Scleractinia, Poritidae.
UAUCAUGCACUGCUAGCUCCGUUGUAUAUUUUUCUUUCAGCCAAAAAAUGAGCACGACUAACUUUUCUGACCAAAUUAUCCUGUAGAUAUAGUGAUCGCUAACUUAACACACUAAAACAUGGUUCUAGAAGUAUGACUCCUGAAAAAAUGCGCGAGUCUCGCUGGUGGGAAAGUUAUGUUCCGAAGGACCAGUUGAUUCAUCUUGUCGCUGGUGGGAUCGCUGGAGGAGUUUCCAGAACCUGUGUUUCUCCUCUGGAAAGAGUGAAAAUGUUAAUGCAGGUAAUGAGAUGAAUAAGCCUGAGCUAUUUUAUUUAUAUCGUAUCUUAACGCCGACAUGAGCCUGAGGAAGACAGGUAUGGUACACUCAAAUAGCUGUGUUGAUGAGUAUUGGGAAAGGUUGCUGUUGAAGCUGAUGUGCUGUAAGACGCUAGUGGAAGCUUUAUAUAUGCUUUCUUUGUUUCAGAUACAAGUUUCUGAGGCGAAGUAUACGGGUGUAACGCAAACUUUGGUGAAAAUUGGAAAAGAUGAAGGGCUUUAUGGGUAUUUCAAGGUAUGAAAGCUAAGAAAUAUGACAGUUUGGUAGAUUAGAGCUGGGUUACCUAUUGAACCCUAACCCUGACCCCUAUGUUGUGCAAACUGUAGAGGUGUUAGGACUUUCCCUUGUUUUGUAAACAAAUGACUUUCUACGGUAGCCUGCAAGCAAUUUCUCUUGGCAAUCUCCUGUAACUCCUGUUCCCAUUAGAGGAAGGGGUGAGAGAACUUGCGUGCUUUUCUUAGGAAUUUUCGUUCCCCCCUCUCUGAGUACCCCAUGGCCAAAAGGCUCCUGGUCUGAGCUAAAUCAGUGCAAAUGGUAGAGUCUUUGAAUGAAGAUUGCCACAAAUAACUAAAUUAACUUUUCCCUUCAGACAUGGCUUUGAAUUACUGUAUUCCUACCUUUUACUCUAUAGAUUUAUUUCUAUGCAUGUUGGCUAAUGUGGUUGGGGGGAUUUUUUGGUAUGUGAGGUUUAGACACACAUACAGCAGAGAAAGCAGGGUGUUAUCUUGAUAUUUCUGCUUAAUACACCAGGUGUCUCUUGAUUUUUCACUAAAAGGACUGGGUGACAUUUUUCUAAGUUUUGUUUUAUUCUUAUUUAUUCUUAUUCUUGUUUAUGAGGGAAGAAGGAGAAGGCAAAUUAUAAAACAUGCCUGACUUAUAAUAAGAGCUCCUUACUGUGAAUACUAAUAGAGAGGAGAAGUUGUUAUGUCACAUUGCCAUGGUAGCAAAGUUUCUGGAUGAGAAAAAACUAAAACAUCACUUAAAGGGAAUUUACAGUUUUUCAAACUUCAUCGAUCUUGUUCAGUUUCAUUUAAUUUCUCACAUGUUGACGAAAUUUCUGAGUUUGAAUCUGAAAGGACCGUAUCUAAGGUUAGAAAAAAAAGAUGAUUUUUGAGUUGUGCUGCCCUACUCUGUAAAGUGGGCGCAUGAAAUUAGCAAGUUUCAUGUCGCAGGCAUGCAACAAUGGCUAAGAAAUUUACAAAAAAGCAUGAUGCAACUGUAAAGUUGGUCUGAGCUGAGAUCAGCAAUAUUGGUGUGUAAAUGGUUGGUACAGUAGUUUACGUACUAAGAUAAUAUGGGCGGGUAUUGUAUCUUCUAGAGUUUUCAUCAUCAUGAUGACGUCAAACGGAUAUAACCAGCACUGUCAGUAAUAGUAAUAAUUAUUUAUUAUUAUAGGGGAAUGGAACGAAUAUUGUCAGAAUUGUUCCUUAUACUGCUGUUCAGUUUGCUGCUUAUGAAGAAUUUAAAAAGGUAUGUUACAGUAUAAGCAGUCAUGAGACACUGUGUCACAAACAUGUGAAUAUUAUGCUUUGAUCAAAGUUACUUAUUACAUGAAAUUAUUAUAAUAUAAUGAGUAACUUUGAUCUGAGCAUAAGAUUCCAGUUUCCAAUUUCAUGUGAGGACGUUUCAUUUCUUUGAUGCAGACUUCAUCACCAUUUAAUUAAUAAUAUUAGAGUCAACUAAUGCAUUUUACAAAGAAAAGAAACUACAAAAACUAGAGCAACACAUACAGUUGAGCCUCCAUGUUAGACCAGCUCAUGUAAGAGACCACCUCUCAUAGGCCACAACAGAUCCAAAACACCAAAUUCUUCCAGUCAAAGCCCUUACAUAGUCGGAAUCUCUCAUAAAUGACCACCCUUCACAAAUGAUCACAAUCACUUUUGGGAUGACAAAGUUUUCCCUUUGAACCUUGCUUGAUGUUCUGACCACCUUAUAUAAGCUAUAAUGUAAUUUGAAGAAUAUUCACCAAGUCUCACAAGAAACUGCAUGCUCCAACUCAGAUCCAAAAACACCAAAUUCUUCCAGGACUUGAAACUCAAAAAAAAAUGUCUUGGAGCAAAAGGAAGGACCAAAAAAAAACCUCAACCCAUGUGUGGUGCAGCCCCUGAUAUUCAAACAUUGGUCAUUUUCUCUCUUGGUGAGCUCACAUGAGCAUUGUCCACUACUUCACAACCUUAAAAAUCAUAGAAUUUAAAAGUUGACCCCCUCUAUUAGUGCUCCCUUAUAAUAAAAAGAGCUUGAAUUUAAAUAAGCCCCCCUUUUAGGUAUAAUGUAGAUUUGGUAUUAUAAAUUUUAUUUAACUUUUACAGAUUCUAAAAAUUCCUCAAGAUCCAAGAGAGCAACGCCCGUUAUUGCGGCUUACUGCAGGAGCUUUGGCAGGAAUUGUUUCAUCUACUGUAACAUAUCCACUUGAUUUAAUCAGGUGGGCAACAAAAGUCAACUUUAGUCUCUCUUCAAAAUUAACCUUCAAUAGUGUGAGGUAUAAGUAGUGACCUCUUGGGGAAAUCUGCCCCGGUAAAAGUGGUUUAAUAUUUUUAUUGAAUUGUUUUCACCUGGAACUUUUUUCAGUGACCAAGAAAUUGACAUUUAAUGUGUAAUGAUUUUAAUGGUUAUUUAUAUUGUCACUCAUAAUAAGUAAUAUUGUUGUGCACUUGUUUUGUCCACAUUAUCUUAGUUUACUUUUCCCCAUAAUGGACAUUGAAGACGCUUGUCUAAUAAUAAAACCUCUGCCACUCUUUCAAGGGUGGAGUCAGCCUGUCAGUGUCUUGAAGCAAAAAAAAUGUAUGAAAGGAAAGUUUGUCUAAUCAAAUUGUGCGUGGUUUUCUUAGGACAAGACUAGCUGUUCAAGGGGAAGGAAAGGAGAGACGUUAUAGGUGAGGCUCUACUUUGGCUGUUGGCUCUACUCUUUUGUCACUCCAGGUGUCAUAUCGCACACAACACUUGGACAAGGGUUGACGCUAUGGUUACAACCAGUGUGCAUUUUCCAGCUAACCAAAUUUGUCUGUCAUCAAUUUAAAAGCAAUUUUACUGUCACGCAAGUAAAAUGUAGUUAAUGGAACGUGACGCCAGUUAUCAGUAACCCUUUCAUGGCGGUUCCUUUUCAAUAAAGCAGUUGUGUAGUCAAGCUGCCAAGGUCAGCAAGCUCUAAGAUACAUUGUAUUCUAGCGUAGAACUUUACGGCCUUGUUGUCUUUAGCAUGCUAGUACGAUCCACAGCAUUGGCCAACUUUUUCAAUGCACUAUUCAUGGCUAAGAGUUCGCACGUGCAACGCUGAGCUGUCUUGUAGUACAGCCUUUUCUACUGGCUAUGCCAGCAGACGUUUGUCUAGCUAUAAAAGCCUAGAACAAGUGUGCAGAGUUCACUUGGCUUCUGUUAUUCAGCAAGGUUAGCGCUCAGUAUACGAUUCUUGUAAAAUUUUUCCCUCCCUCCCUCCCUUUGGAGACGAGGUUUGGGCUUUGUUUUGUGCUAUGCGGUCAAAUAAACUAGGGACACUCCUGCGCCAUGCGGUUAAGUCUGCGCAGCGACUUCCCCCAAGCUUGUUGGCCGCGUUGCCGUUUAAGUAAUGGUCCGUGUAAGAGGUAGGCAGGCGAACGGCAAGAGUGAUUAAAAGGUGCUAACUUUUAAUCAUUAAUUUCAAUUAAAUCAAGCGUUCUGAUUGGCCGAAAUCCAAAAAUCGCCAAAAAAACAGUCAGAAACGUGACAAAAACAACUUUUUUUAGCUUUAUUUUCCCCAUUCCCCUGUCUUAUACCACACGGCCAAGUUUCAGCAUUGUUCUAUGCGCCAAUCAAAAGUUAGAGCGGAAAACGUGCAACACACGCGCGACCUUGUUGUGACCCCAUCUUAGUGUGACACUUGAGAUGUUAGGAAAUUUGUCUUUUACCCGAAGAAAUCUCGCCAAUUUCUUCGUGAAAAAUCUGCAUUUUUUCUUUAUUGAAUAUUUAUCUCAAAUUUACUGUAUUUUAUCAUCGGAGUGAUCGUCAAAAUGCUCUUAAACAUGGUUUGCUGCCGUCCUCGACAUGCCGAGUCGCCAUGUGGAAAUUUGGGCCCGGCGUAGUUGUUUUCGUUGUCAGGCCGGAUCAGGAGGAGAUCGAAAUAAUUGUGGCACUAGAAAUUGGAGAACAGCUGGGCAUAAAAGGAGAAAUUAAAGCGAAAGAUUUGUUGUUUUUACAAGGAUGAAUUUAUUUCUCGAAGAGAUGUAGAACACUUGAGCUUGAGGUAAGCUGAAUUCAAUAGAUUUUCGCACCUCCGCGCGCAUUAUGUGUUAUUCAUGUGUUUGCCCUUUUCGAAACUUCCAUAUUCCGUGUAGCUUUACCCAUCUCUCAUUCGAUUUUUUUUCUCUCUAGACUGCUUCAUCAAGCCAAAUGGAAGUUCGCCGUGGACCUUAAGUUAAAAUGAGCGAAUUGAAAUUUGUGACACGUUUGCAUUUUGUACCUUUGAGUUCUGAGACGGAGAAUACCGAGACGGAAGCCGCUUAGGUAUCAUAAAUAGCUGUCACUGGUGUUUGAGUUUCUCUUGGUACGGAAGAUCUAGUGAGCAUGACUGUAGCUUGCCUUUAUUUUUUCAAAGGACGAAAGAGAUUGUAAGAAGGAUUUUUAUAGAGUGAUAUCAAAACCUUGAAAACAGAUAAACUGUAGGAGAGCUUUUUCUGAAACCCAAUUAUCCGAACAUGCAGGAAUUUUUUCUAUCUGGGCAACAUCAUCUUUUUUUCCAAAAGCAGAAAAUUUAGAUAACAUUUAGAUUUGAUUUUGUGUACGUGUUGUUGUUUUGUAUGGUGGCCGAAUAUGAACGCGGGACAUUGGCGCGUUCGCCAGAUUCGCCACGUGAGAGUGAAUUGCUGCUGUUUACGAUCAUGGUUUUGACAUUUCUUUUGUGAGAGCCGACGUAAAUGUUGUUCCCAACGUCGCUGAUUGAUGUAACACUGUGCUCAUCUUCGUGUAAUUUCAUAUCAGUUUAACUUCCUCGGGUUUGGCGCAUAGAAAUCUUUUAAAUUUUAGAUAUGUUAUAUUUUUCAACAUAACAAAGCAAUAGACGAAAUAAAAAGUUGUUCGAAUGAGUCUUAAGCUAUCUUAAUUCAACUUUAAAAUUCAAAUUUCGCGCUUUUCGCUGUAUUGACCAAUCAGAGCAUUCAGAUUUAGUUUGAUUAGAAAAAUUAGCGCCUGAAAAAUAACUGACGCUAUUGCCGCAGGCUAUUGUUUUUCUGCCUGCUUCUUAGCUGGACCAUUACUUUUUAAUAUCACCUGCAAACCGAUACUCUUGUCCGAUCCAGCACGUGCUGUAUUGCAUUCAGCUCGUAGUGCUGGGGAGAUAAGUGAGGUUCUUUGGUCACGCCAUCGCCGGAAGUCGCAUUAGGCUAACCUAGCGCAAGGCAGUGCUCCCCCAUUAACGCCAACUUGUCAUUAUUUGUUUUUUAUAAUUAAGUUAUGCGUUUAACAUGCAUCGCGAAGGAACAGAGACAUUAAUGCGAUGUUGUUGACCGUACCCUUUUGAAUAAUUUUAUUUACUUUUUUUUUAUUUUACAUCCUAAUGUUGAAAUAAAGUAAACCAAAUCUAGGAGCGUCCUUGUAGUUUCAUUUCAGGUUGUCAUUUCAACAAUUAUAUAUCCUAGCUACUUUGCCUCUUUUUCAUGCAGAAAUAUACGACAUGCCUUUUUUACCAUUAUCAAAGAAGAAGGUGGUUUGUUUAGUGGCUGUUUGUUCAGGGGUCUGGGACCUUCAUUAAUAGUGAGUAGAUGUGUUUUUGUGUAUAAUGAAUGUUUACAAUCUUUGAAUAGUUACAUAUGACUCAUUCCUCUAUAACAAUGUAGUUUCCUGAGAAUCUCAAUGUUUCCUUAGUUCCAUCUUGGGAAGCAGUUCAGUUCAGUUCAGUUCCUCCAAAAAAAAAAGAAUGUGGAAUGCACUUUUAAUUAGCAUUUUGUUGUGUCCAGCUUGUCGAAAAAUAUUCCUUACUUUUAAAACGUGGUAGUUACAUUUAUUGCUCUUUGUGCUGCAGGGGAUAGCACCAUACAUAGGACUCAAUUUUGCAGUAUAUGAAGGCUUAAAAGGUAUGUGUGUUGCCAAGUCUCAAAUAAAAGAACACUGCAAACUUUCACAAAAAAGUCAGGUAACUGAUGGGUCCGUAAAAUCAGCGUUUUAACAAUGUUUUAAAGCUUGACGAAAGUAGGCUUUUGAUCUGCUUAUAAAAUAUAAAAAGUCAAGGCAAGUCUGAUAACUGCUGUUUGUUGGCCUCGAAGGCGCUCUCGAAGGUACUUUCAAGUCAAAACGUGCACUUUAACAGUUGGGUUUACUGUUUGGAAAGGACGCUCUUUUGUAAUUUUACACGUUAUUUAGUCAGUUUAAUUUUCAGUUCAGCAAAUUUAAACUGCUUAUUUCCACCUAUGUAAUAAACUCAUCCCAAAAUACCAAGCAAGUUUUGAAUCCCAGUCUCUCCGAGAUUAUUGAUCCCUCAAAAGUAGUUGGUGAUCAUGUAAGACCAAAGGGUCUGACAAUCCACUCAUAGAGGCGUAAGGAGUAACAGACGCAGCGUUACCACAACUAGCUGGCUUAACUGGAACUUGCCAAUUGCCGUGAGUGUCAUCAGGCCAUGGCAGUGGAUCAUCUUUUAUCGACUUUUACAUCUUUGGUGGUUGCUGCACGUAAUCAGCAAAUCGGCGUAAUGAAGCUUAUUACCUGUCAUUAAGGUUUGCUGCCAUUUAUGAAAGGUCAACAAGCUGAAAGAAAAGCAAACCGAACUUUCAAAACACUAAACAUUUUUCCACACAAAAAAAGAAAUUAAUUUGAACGAAAUUAGUCCCAACAGUUGGGAAAUUUAUCAUUUACCAUAUGCGAAUAAAACGGCGUGCAAAUUGGCUGUAUACAGCGAAAAAACGAAUCAACGAGCUGAAAGAAAACCAGACAGAACUUUCAAGACACGGCGCUACACUAGCUGAUUGUUGCAAUUAGAUGAACUCUUUUGGGAACUUUUUCCAUUUGCAGGAUAUGUCAUGACCUACUAUCUUGCUGAGACUGCGGGACACAAGUUACGGACAUUGACUCAUGAAAGAGACUUGCCUGUUAUUAUCAAACUGACUUGUGGAUCUGUUGCUGGUGCUGUGGCCCAAACAGGUGAUUAAUAUAUCGGGUACCUCCAUUGUCCCUGUUAGAAUUAUUUCUAUUAAUACUGAAGCCAGUGCUACGAAAGAUAGAGUCGACUCCUGCUUUACUGAACCAAGUGAUAGUCAUACUGGGGGCGCUUUCCAUUUGUCAGAACUGGCAGAACUGGACCAGUCAGUUAGUAAACGAAAUGGGCUUUUUCCAGAGGGUUUGCUGAAAAACCAUCUCCUUCGUGCAUACUAUUUAGGAUUUGACUGAUCUGGUUGGAUAGUUUUGAUUAAAAGUUUCUGCCCGGUCAGUUCUGGCAAAUUACACUACUUAUUCCCAAACGUGUUGUAUAUUCUGGGGCAGGAGAACAGUUGUUUGGCUGGGGCGGAGAAGGAUCGUAAACAGGUUUUUGUGGUGCAUCAGUGCAGGUGGAAAACUAUGAAGGAGUUUUUUAUGUAGUGACUACUUACUGUUUUAUCAACAGGAACCUAUCCUCUUGAUGUUGUGCGUCGCCGCAUGCAAAUGAAGGGUGCAACUGGUGAAUUGUUUAAGUACAACUCCACAUGGCAUGCUUUUAAAGUCAUUGUCAAGAGUGAAGGAGUGUAUGGGUUGUUUAAAGGAAUGUGGCCUAAUCUAUUAAAGGUAAAAAUACUUUAUAACGCUUCUUUUUAUUUGCCAACGGCAACAUGAAUAUCCCUAUUAUCCCUGAUACGAAGAUGGGGGGUUUAUUCAGAAACAUUCACCGAACUAAAGGAACACCCUUUGGAUAUAGAAUUAUUACUUGAUUUUUAGUGUCCAAGGCUUCUACAAGGUGACUACGGUAAACCGCACCGUAAGGUCACUGGCGCCACAGGCAUUUCAAGGCUUUUCCUUCUGUCAACAAUCAUGAAAACUGAAGAAUAGCGGUGGAUUCUGUUUGCUAGUUGGUCUCUUGGAUUUAAAUCACAUGUAUCUUCUGUGCCCUUGAAAAAAUCUCUUCUUAUAUUGUCAUUCUAUUGCCAUACGAAUAUGUACUUAGCAGGAAAAAAAAAUUAUGCUACGUUCUUUGUAACCACUUGAAAUUUCAGAAUGUCCUUAAAAAACGCUCCUGGAGAUUUUGCUCUAACGCGUUUUGAAGCUGGUCGAGAUUUUUUGGUCACCGUGAUUAAAAACCGGUUUUCGUACUCUUGGCGGCCUUCUGAUACAGAUGCAAAAUAUGAGCUUGCGAAGUUCGGGCAUGCGCAGAAAGCAAAAUUUAUUUGGACCGUGAUAAAAACAACUUCUGGAGUCAUCCACCAUGGACUAGUGGCUUUUUCUGACCCUGUAGAAACACUAGAGCAGAGGUGGCCUCACGGGAUUAGUAUUUGUUGAUCAACUACCCAUGGCUUGCACCAUUUUAAAAGGUUUUUUAAACCUCUCUCAGUCAGCAACAUCCCCCUCGAUCGACUUUCUUCUUUCCUUGUUGAAGACCCUCCUCGUCGAUGUCAGUUUGUUCAACUCAACCACCAACGUCCCUAACAUUUGUCCCUUAAUCUGCUAUUCAGCAACAGGAAAGAGUUAUAGUUGAGGGAAUACAAUCUCAUCAAAAUCCCACCGCAAUACUUGUACUUGAUUACGUACUUGUAGUCAAAUCAAAUGCUGGCUAAAAACUCCAUGACUUUAUCCUUCAAGAAAGAAAAAUAGGGGGUGUUCGGAGAAAUCAUCUUAUCGGCAUUAAAGUUGGAAUUGGUGGCUGUAAAGUGCUAAAAAAAUAUGAGGCAGCCGACAAAACGAAAUUGUGGAACCGUGUCAUUUUUAAGAGCGGCCCGCCCUUGACUUGAACAUAUUGGUCCAUGGUAACCUAACGUUGUUUGUUGUUGCUUUAUACAGGUUGCUCCCACCAUUGGAAUACAGUUUGCUGUGUAUGAAGUCAGCAAAUCUGCUCUACAUAACUACUCUGAAAGUGUUUAAGAAUAUACAGUAUAUGUUUAGUCUAAAAAAUGUAAUUCUGUACAUAGUUUUAACUUUUACCUAGCAAUAUAUAAUAUCAGAGGAAGUAAAUUAUUCCUAGAAUCUUCAGCCAUUUUUUUUUUAACUUAAAUAUUGGUAUAGGGUUAAGACUAACAUUCGGAAGCUUAACCAACGAUGACAAAAACGGCAGUGAAAAUGUCGCUAGGAGACAAAUUGGCGGCCUUUCAAACUUAACCGCAUCUAUGUUGUUAGCACAAUUGUAGGAUAAAAAUACUGUAAUAUUAAAAGGCGAAAAGGUUAUCAACGGUUCUGUUUUACUCCGUUAUUUCU